Molecule: messenger RNA, 459 nt
Organism: Linum tenue
Lineage: Eukaryota; Viridiplantae; Streptophyta; Magnoliopsida; Malpighiales; Linaceae
Source: the annotation of a GenBank genome assembly
GCUAAUAAGCUGAAACAAUGGUAUGCUAAUGAUGGCAAAAGUAUAACUUCAAUUUCUAUUUCCAGGGAAUGGUCUUGUGCAGGAAGGAUUGAUGUUGUGAAGACUAUCUCUCAAAUCAAAGAUGAGAAGCUUGGGACUUCCGGAAAACCAGGUUGGAUUUGUGUCAAUGGAGCUGUGAUAUACAUAAAGGCGGAUAAUUUUUACUAUACAUCUUGCAUUGGGGACGGACAAUGCAACAAAAAGGUUACAAAAAAUGGAGAUGGGAGGUGGUGGUGUGACCUGUGUGAUCAGUCUGUUGAUGAAUGUGAUCAUAGGUACAUACUCUCGCUUCAUAUAGAAGAUCACACGGGCUUAACAUGGGUAACUGCUUUCCACGAAUCAGGCGAGGAGCUUAUGGGAAUGUCCGCUAAAGAACUUCAUUUUAUGAAGUUUGAGAACAAGACGACGACGGGUUUCUAA